Lolium rigidum is the source of this 567-nucleotide messenger RNA. Its product is annotated as zinc finger protein 6-like. The coding region runs from base 1 to 567 and encodes 188 amino acids. The transcript has a single exon. Gene Ontology annotation, molecular function: DNA-binding transcription factor activity; transcription cis-regulatory region binding. The record is from RefSeq and is a predicted model, not a curated record. Gene Ontology annotation, cellular component: nucleus. NCBI's taxonomy places the organism in Eukaryota, Viridiplantae, Streptophyta, Magnoliopsida, Poales, Poaceae. Gene Ontology annotation, biological process: cytokinin-activated signaling pathway; gibberellic acid mediated signaling pathway; trichome differentiation.
AUGGCGGACAUACGGUGCGACCAGCGCAAGGUGACACCGCCAAGUCCGUCGUCCCUGAGGAUCUUCGGCUACGACGUGGCCGGCGGCGCCACCAGCGUCACGGAGGUGCCGUCCGCGCCGCCGACGCCGCAGGCGGCGGAUGGGCGGAGGUUCGAGUGCCACUACUGCUGCCGCGAGUUCGCCAACUCGCAGGCGCUGGGCGGCCACCAGAACGCGCACAAGAAGGAGCGGCAGCAGCUGAAGCGCGCGCGGCUGCACGUCGACGCUGGCAUGGGCUACUUCCCGCCGCCGCCGGGGCACGUGAUCGCCGUAGGAGGGCACGCCGGGCCGUCGGCCUACCCGCGUGUCGACCUCCACAGAUGGGUCUACCUCGCACGCCAGCCGACGGUGGGCCUGCCCUUCCAUGCUCUUCCGGCCGAGCCACGGCUCCACGACGCAAGCGACGGUGCCACCAGCACCAGUGCCAGCAGUUUCGCUCGUUUAUACGAGGCGGAUGACGGCACCGAGGAAGCCUCCGCGAUGGGGCUGGACCUCCAUCUCAGCCUUGCUCCGGCCAGUUCAUCGUGA